CCGGAAGUGACAUCGGCAAGUUCUUCCUGCAGCAAGACCGGCAAGAUGGCGGCGGACACGCAGGUUUCAGACACACUGAAGAAAUUUGCUGCCAAUGUGACCACAGCCAGUGUGAAGGAGCGCAAGGAGAUCUUUGGGGCGCUGAAGCUGUGUACAAAGGGCAAAGAGUUACCUGAGCCUGCCAUCAAAGGACUAUGCAAGCUCUUCUGUCUCACGCCGCACCGAUACAAAGAUGCCGCUUCCCGCAGAGAGCUGCUCUCCGUCAUCUCCCAGCUGGCAGAAACCCAGCCGGACGUCCUGGUGACGAGUCUCCUCCACAGCCUGCUGAGCAGCGGAGUCAUCAGCAAGACCGGAACGCCCAGUAAAAGCGCCGGCUCUGCUGCCUUCAUCGGGCUGUCCUGGACCUGCCUGUUGGUCCCCGCUGUGUUCUCAUCCCCGGAGAAAAAAGAAGGACCUGUCUGGAAGAAAAUGGUGGAGGUUCAGAGCCUUCUGGUGGCAGAUGUUGUGGGCGGAGCCAAGUCCACGGCCCAGAAAUCCAGCCUCAAACACCUCAGUCAGCUGUGGAAGGAAAACCCAGGUCUGGUGGACCAGUACGUCGGCACCCUGCUGAGUCUGGACCCCAGCCCCGUCACGCUGGCCAUGCUGGGCGUGUGUUUGGACUUCUGCACCGCGCAGAAAGAGAAAGCCACCAUCGAGAAACACAAGAGUGCCGUGUUGGACCUGUACAUCAAGUCGGUCCUCAUGAGUAAAACCAAGCCCCAGCAGCACAUCCUGGACCGAAGCAGCUCCUUCCUGCGUCACGUUUCUCACUCGGAGUUCAAAGACCUGCUGCUCCCGACUCUGCAGAAAACCAUGCUGAGGAGCCCCGAGAACGCCAUGCAGACGGUUUCCUGCCUGAUCUCGGCUCUGACUCUGGACCUCAGUCAGUACGCCAUGGAUAUCGGAAAAGCCAUCGCAAGCCAGCUGAAGGCGAACAACGUGCAGCUGGCGGAGGAGGCGGUGCAGGCCAUGCAGAACCUGGCGAAGCAGUGCAGCGAUCCGUCCGCCGUGCAGGACAUCGUCACGCACCUCUUCCAGAUCCUCGGGGGGUCCGAGGGAAAGCUCACCGUCGUUGCCCAGAAGAUGUGUGUGUUGUCAGGCAUCUCCAGCUGCAGCCAUCACUCCGUGUCGGGAACAUCGAGCCAGACGCUGAGCUCUGCGGUCGCUGUGAUGUUCAUCCCUUACCUCCAGCAGGAAGUUCACGAGGGCACGCUGGUCCACGCGGUGUCGGUGCUCUCUCAGUGGAGCGGCCGCCUCACGGUGGAAGUUCCCUCCACCCUGCUGGACUGGCUGAAGAAAGCGUUCAGCCUGAAGACCUCCACCUCCUCCGUGAGACACGCCUACCUGCAGACCCUGCUGGGGGCCUUCAGAGGAGACACUCUGGCUCAGGCCUCAGACCUCGUGCCGUUGCUCCUGCAAACCGUGGAGAAGGCCGCGGCACAAAACUCCCAGCAUGCACUGCUUUCAGAAGGCGUGGCAGCGUCGGUUCUGUUGAGUCGUCUCGCCCUGCUGGAGACACAGUCAGAGUCGAAGUUCUCCAACUUUUGGAGCCUGAUCUUGGAUGAGAAGAAGCCGCUGCUCACCACAGAGAAGUUCCUCUCUCAGGCCAACGACGAGACUCUGCUCACCGUGCUGCAGCUCUGUGAGAGGCUCUUCCUGGAUCACGCUCACCGGUUUAACAACAGCCAAUCACACAUGUAUCAUCGCGCCACAGUUGCAGUGAUUCUGUCUCGCAGCUAUCGAGUGAGGAAGCGCGCGCAGCAGACGGUCCGGAAGCUGCUCUCCUCUCACGGAGGGUCCAGCCUGGCGCACGGCCUUCUGGGAGAACUGCGCGUCGUCAUCAACAAACACAAAGUGUUGCCGCAGGACGUCCUGGUGUCGGAGACCGGAGAGCUGACGGAGAUGGGGCGGAGCUACAACCCUCCUCGAGUCCUAUUGGACGCUCUGUGUUUGGUCUGCUCCUCCACCAGCCAAUGGGGAGACUCCAACGAAGCCGAGAAAAUAGCCAUGGAGACCCUCAUAGUCGCCCAUCAUCCAUCCAUAGUUGAGGUUCGCAACGCCAUCUGGCCCUACCUGCUGCACUCCAUGAACAUAAAACCAGAAGAGUUCAUAGAGAAGAAUCUGGAGGACAUUCUGCCACGACUCCUGGAGGUCAACGCUGACAACCAGGCGGGGAAAAAUGCAGUCGGUGCUCUCUGUGGUCUGUCCCCCACCAAAGUGUUACCCAGAGUCAUGAGUCAUGUGAUCGAGGGGCUCACUCGCCCCGCUCUGCUCCACGUCACCAGGGAGGAGUACGCCAUCAUGCUGACCCCCGAGGGAGAGCUGUACGACAACAGCAUCAUCCAGAGCGCCUCAAAGGAAACCACAAAGAAAGGCAACAUGAAGAGAGAGAACAAGGCGUAUUCCUACAAGGAGCAGAUCAUCGAGCUGGAGUUACAGGCGGAGCUGAAUAAGAAGAAAGGCAUCAAAGAGGAGCUGCAGCUGUCCAGCAAACAGAAGGAGAUGAUCCAGGCCCAGCAGGACCGAGAGGCUUCGAUCCGGAAGAGGCUCCAGCUGCUGGACUCAGAUCUGCAGAGCGCGGUGGGUCUUCUUGAAGCCGCUCUGAUAGAGAAACCCUCUGAGAUCACGAUGGAGCUGCCGGCUGUUCUCCAGGUGCUCCUCCCCCUGCUGCCCUCCCCCCUCGCUGCUCCUCGACUCCUGAGGGUCUACCUGGACAUCGCCUGCUGCCUCAUGCCCAAACACUUCCACUUCCUAGCCGAGCUUGUGGGUCAUGUGACUUUACGCCUGCUGAAGCCCGAGUGUGAUCUGGACCCGGCCUGGGAGCAGGAGGAUCUGGAGACGGCUGCAAAUCGCACCAUUUUACUGCUGCACCAUCACACCGUCCCUCAGAGAGACAACAAGACGGCCGAUGUGGCUCCACUGUCGGCUCCGGCGUUCUCCGUGUGCUUCCCUCUCCUGAACGCGGUCGUCAAGAAGUCUUCUGGCAGCAGCGAGGACGAGGAGAGUCAGCUGAUCCGAGCGCUGCAGGUCAUCAGCGAGCACUGCCAGCUGCGCUCAGCCGCAGACAGCGACGACAUGACGAUAGACGAGAACGGCCCAGAGCUUCUUCCUCGUACGAGCAUGCUGAUGCUGCUCAUCAGGGUCAUUUCCACAGCCACCCCCCGACUCCAGGUGUUGGCGUCUCAGUGUCUGACGGCGUUGUGUUCGAGCGCCGGAGGAGAGGACGGCUGCACGGUGGCGGAGCAGCAGGAGAUCGACGUGCUGCUGGAAGGCCUCCUGUCGCCCUGCUUGUCUGUGCGAGACGCUGCCCUCAGGAGUCUCCAGAACCAGUCCAGUGACAUCCGGCUGGUGUCAGAGAGGGUUCUGUGGUGGGUGUUUAGAGAGGAGGAGACCCCCUCCAUGGAGGCCAGCCUCAUCAAGCCGCUGCUGAAGAGCCUGCUGGACAACACCAAGGACAAGAACACCAGCGUGAGAGCGCAGAGCGAGUACACCAUCGUGAACCUGCUGAGGCUCAGGCAGGGGGACACCACCAUGCAGAGUGUGACGGCCAUCUUGGACUCAGCCAGUAACGACCUGCUGUCAGACUGCCACCGCCGCUCUCUGAAGAAGAUCUGCAGCCUGCCAGACUCCAACGAGGAGAUCGACGACACCAUCCUGACGUGAUGCAGCACGACUGGGCUAUGAAAUGAUCUACAGUGCAACCACACACACACAUGUACACACACACACACACACACACGCACACGCACACACCAAACAUGCCCAGGUUGCCUUUCAUGGACCAAGGCUGAGAUGUGUUUUCCCACUAUAUCCCCAAAAACUAAUUUUCUGUUUGAGUCAUUGUUUUAGCGGCCUUUUAAAACCCAAUUUAUACCUUUUUAUUUUAUUUUAUCUCAUAAUGUGAUCCUGCAUUAUAAAAGACACAAUGCCAACUUUGUUUGAUGUUAGUGAUUCGCUACUUCAUUUUACCCAAAGGUUUUCAGUGAUUGAAGACGCCGCUGUGAGGAAACCCCUGUCUUUAACUUUUAUUUGGACUUUGUGUGUGAGAGUGGUUUGGGGGAGAAUGCAACCUCUUAUGAGAAUAAAACUAUUCUUAUGUCAGUGAAAUGGUUGUAAAGAAAAAAGGUUAAACUAAAUAAAAGGAUCUCGAUUUCAUAA
This is a messenger RNA of Gymnodraco acuticeps, 4197 nucleotides long. RefSeq names its product GCN1 activator of EIF2AK4 (gene gcn1). NCBI's taxonomy places the organism in Eukaryota, Metazoa, Chordata, Actinopteri, Perciformes, Bathydraconidae. Gene Ontology annotation, molecular function: protein kinase regulator activity; protein binding. Gene Ontology annotation, cellular component: cytosol. Gene Ontology annotation, biological process: cellular response to amino acid starvation; regulation of translation. The record is from RefSeq and is a predicted model, not a curated record.